Molecule: messenger RNA, 1074 nt
Organism: Eruca vesicaria subsp. sativa (arugula)
Lineage: Eukaryota; Viridiplantae; Streptophyta; Magnoliopsida; Brassicales; Brassicaceae
Source: the annotation of a GenBank genome assembly
AUGCCACGCAGGUUACCGCUGGCACCGAUGCGCACGAGAUUUACUUGGUGGAUGCAGGCGGCGCUCCUCGUCGUUGGUUCACGUGGAUGCACCGUCGUGUCGAAGACAAGGUUUCAAUCUAAGGAGACGACCAUGGGCGCGGGACAUGAUCACGGGAAGGGCGCAAACGAGCGCUCGAUGUGGAUCGCACUGAGCUUGACCGGCUCUUUCAUGAUCGCGGAAGCGGUCGGAGGUUGGCUGACCGGCAGCCUGGCGCUGAUCUCCGAUGCGGCGCACAUGCUGACCGAUACCGUGGCACUGGCGAUUGCCUUGCUCGCGAUUCGCAUCGGCAAGCGAGCGGCUGAUCGACGGCGCACCUUCGGCUAUGGACGAUUCGAGAUCAUCGCAGCGGCGUUCAAUGCCGGCAUGCUGUUCGCUGUCGCGAUCUACAUCUUCUACGAAGCCUGGCAGCGAUUCCGGAUGCCACCGGAGGUGCAAUCAAUCCCAAUGCUCGUGAUCGCCUCGCUGGGCCUGAUCGUCAAUCUCAUAUCGAUGCGACUGUUGAGCGCAGGCCAGUCUGAAAGCCUCAACGUCAAAGGGGCUUAUCUCGAAGUCUGGAGCGACAUGCUCGGCUCACUCGGCGUCAUCAUCGGCGCCGGAGUGAUCUACCUCACGGGAUGGACUUGGUUCGAUCCGCUGAUCGCGGUGCUCAUUGCCGUGUGGGUGUUGCCGCGCACCUACAUCUUGCUCAAGGCAAGCGCAAACGUGUUGCUCGAAGGCGUUCCCGAAGGCGUCGAGAUCGACAAGAUCGAGUCGUCUAUUCGAUCGGAUGCGGAUGUUCGCGGCGUGCAUGACUUGCAUAUCUGGGGACUUGGCAGUGGGCAAAUCAGCUUGGCCGCGCACGUGUUGUUGGCGCCCGGAGUCCAGGUGGACAGCUUCCUGCGGCGCACGGAAAUGAAGCUGAAAUCCGAAUACAAGGUGACGCACACCACCUUGCAGUGCGAGUUCGAGCCCUGCGCAGAUGAGGACAUUUGUUCGCUCUCUACAAAUGUCCAUGACCGCGAUGAUGAGCACGAUCAUCACAGCCAUGCUUAG